This is a messenger RNA of Eriocheir sinensis (Chinese mitten crab), 1134 nucleotides long. RefSeq lists its product as uncharacterized. The transcript has 2 exons. The record is from RefSeq and is a predicted model, not a curated record. The coding region runs from base 23 to 1132 and encodes 369 amino acids. Lineage: Eukaryota; Metazoa; Arthropoda; Malacostraca; Decapoda; Varunidae.
AAAACAUAUCACACGACAUUACAUGAAAAGAAAACAUAUCACACGACAUUACUUGAAAAGAAAACAUAUCACACGACAUUAUAUGAAAAGAAAACAUAUCACACGACAUUACAUGAAAAGAAAACAUAUCACACGACAUUACAUGAAAAGAAAACAUAUCACACGACAUUACAUGAAAAGAAAACAUAUCACACGACAUUACAUGGCAAGGAAACAUAUCAUACGACAUUACAUGAAAAGAAAACAUAUCACACGACAUUACAUGGCAAGGAAACAUAUCAUACGACAUUACAUGAAAAGAAAUCAUAUCACACGACAUUACAUGGCAAGGAAACAUAUCAUACGACAUUACAUGAAAAGAAAACAUAUCACACGACAUUACAUGAAAAGAAAACAUAUCACACGACAUUAUAUGAAAAGAAAACAUAUCACACGUCAUUACAUGGCAAGGGAACAUAUCACACGACAUUAUAUGAAAAGAAAACAUAUCACACGACAUUACAUGGCAAGGAAACAUAUCACACGACAUUACAUGGCAAGGAAACAUAUCACACGACAUUAUAUGAAAAUAAAACAUAUCACACGACAUUACAUGGCAAGGAAACAUAUCACACGACAUUACAUGGCAAAGAAACAUAUCACACGACAUUACAUGAAAGUAAAACAUAUCACACGACAUUACAUGGAAAUGAAAAAGAUCACACGACAUUAUAUGAAAAUAAAACAUAUCACACGACAUUAUAUGAAAAUAAAACAUAUCACACGACAUUACAUGGCAAGGAAACAUAUCACACGACAUUACAUGAAAAUAAAACAUAUCACACGACAUUACAUGGCAAGGAAACAUAUCACACGACAUUACAUGGCAAGGAAACAUAUCACACGACAUUAUAUGAAGAUAAAACAUAUCACACGACAUUACAUGGCAAGGAAACAUAUCACACGACAUUACAUGGCAAGGAAACAUAUCACACGACAUUACAUGGCAAGGAAACAUAUCACACGACAUUACAUGGCAAGGAAACAUACCACACGACAUUACAUGGCAAGGAAACAUAUCACACGACAUUACAUGGCAAGGAAACAUAUCACAACACAUAAUCUAGAAAGGAAACAUAUCAGACGCAAAUGAAA